AUGGUUGAACCAGCAGCGAGAAUACGCCCCGUCGAGGUCGCCGACCGGAAGCUCGUCCUCUUCGCGGUCGGAAAAGCCGAGAUGGAGCCCAUUGCGGUUGCGAACAGGAAACUGUACGCGAACCCCCUGGUGCUCGCGCUGUGGGUUGGGCUGUCCUGUGUGUUCGUGCAGUAUAUGAAAUGGUGGCCACAGCCGGAGCAGGGUGUGUUGGGCUACCUCACUCCUAUCCCCGCCUUCGGCACCCUCUCUAUCGUCUUCAUGUUCGCAAUCGAUUGGCUGAAUCGUUGGGGCUUCGACGAACGUUCGGCUCACGUCUUACGCCGACCUGACCUGGUCGACAUCCCCGCCUACUACUCCCGCUCGCCCUCCUCUGGGUUCUGGGUCCUGGAGUACGGCGACCGCUUCGUCGGUAUGAUCGCCAUCGACGCAUCCCUCGAUGCGGAUGCAGAUGAGCAGGUCGCCGCCGGAACGAUCAAGAAGGACCGAUCAGGGCAGGUGAAGAUGGCCAAGGGCACGUCCAAGGUCGUGACCAUCCGCCACUUCUAUGUGCAGGAGGCGUACCGCGCUGCGGGCAUCCAGGACGACCUGCUCGAGCACGCGCUGAAUCACGCGUUCGCGGCAGACGCGACACUCCAGGGGGUGCGCGCUACCGAGUCGUCGCUCCGCCAAUACGUGGGCGAGACGCUGCGGAAGCACGGGUUCGAGCUUGAGAAGAAGGCGGAGCGGGUUGGGACAUUGAGGUGGCAGCAAAGCGUCCGGAUACUGGACAGGAGUCGAUGGGACUCGUUGCAGGAGAAGCAAUAG
This is a messenger RNA of Trametes versicolor FP-101664 SS1, 804 nucleotides long. RefSeq lists its product as uncharacterized. The transcript is spliced from 3 exons. Gene Ontology annotation, molecular function: N-acetyltransferase activity. NCBI's taxonomy places the organism in Eukaryota, Fungi, Basidiomycota, Agaricomycetes, Polyporales, Polyporaceae. The coding region runs from base 1 to 804 and encodes 267 amino acids. The record is from RefSeq and is a predicted model, not a curated record.